Messenger RNA from Trametes versicolor FP-101664 SS1, 683 nucleotides. RefSeq lists its product as uncharacterized. NCBI's taxonomy places the organism in Eukaryota, Fungi, Basidiomycota, Agaricomycetes, Polyporales, Polyporaceae. The transcript has 3 exons. Bases 130 to 606 code for a protein of 158 amino acids. The record is from RefSeq and is a predicted model, not a curated record.
CCUCACCCCAAACGCCACCCGCACCUGUAUCUCGAGCACGAAGGCGGUACGGCCAUAUUCCUGGUCGAGGACACGCUCUUCAAGGUACACGAGUACUUCCUGAAGCAGAACUCGCCCAUAUUCGCAUCCAUGUUCACCUUGAACCCGGGUGAUGCCCCGGUGGACGGUCGGUCGGAUGAGCAGCCCAUCGCGCUGCACGACGUUAGCGCGGCCGACUUCGAGCGGCUCCUCUCGCUCUUCUAUCCCAGGGACGUGGUCUCUGGAGACCUCUCCACGCUGGAGCAGUGGACGUCCGUCCUGCGCCUCACGCACAUAUACGAGUUCGAAGCGCACCACGCGCUCGCAGUCAAGCGCCUCGCAGUACUCGCCCCACCCAUCGACCGCCUCCUCCUCUCGCGCCAGUACGACGUCCCUGAGUGGCUCGAGGACGCCUACUAUGAGCUCUGUAUCCGCGAGCCGUCCCUCACCCUCGAGGAAGGCGCCCGGCUCGGUUUGCCGGAGGUUGUUCGCAUCGCUGACCUCCGCCAGGCCAUCCGCGUGAGCGCGCGCGUGCACUUCCCGGAGCACUACAUCCGCGGGGCGAUCAGACAGCGGCUGACGGGAUGACGCGGGAACGCUUGAACGUUGGGUUCGGGGCGUGUGUUGGAUGGUCGAGUCAGUAGAAGUCAUUUUGUAUAUUGUUU